AAGAGGUCAGGAUUUUUAAAUAAAUUUCGCUCCGCUUCUCCGGCCGUCCGUACUCCUCAUCAGUUGUGAUCCGAGGCACGAACUGUUCGCAACGAAGAUGAAGACGAUCCUCGUUUUAGCCGCUUUCGCUUUGGUGGUUCUUGCAGGUGAAGCAAAGAAAUUGCGUAAACUAAAGAAUCCUAAUUGGAGUCCAGUUUACACUGUAAAAGGCACUUUGUUUAUACCUUACGCGGAAAUCAGCGAACCCUUCUACGCUUGGUACGAUGCUCCGGCUAAGCAAUCUCGUAUCGACUAUUACGGUGGAAUGGUGAAGACCUAUCAGCUUGGUACUAGCGGAGGAUUCGGGACCAGUUUGAAAAUCGCUCCGGUUACCACCGAAACCGAAUUGAACUCCAACACUUGUCUGCAAGUGAACGGGACCGAGGAAUAUUCGAUCGAACCACAAGCGAUUCUUCCGAGCCUCACCGGAUUCGAAUGCGUCGGAGAAGAGAUCAUCGAUGGAACCGCUACCGAAAAAUGGGUGAUGACCGAGAAGAUCGGCCAAAAAUCGAACAAAUACACCAUGUGGAUGAAAUGGAAGAACGAUCAGAACAAUCAGGACAUUAAAUACGCUGUUCCAGUCAGAUACGAAAUGAAGGGAUAUAACACUUUGUUAGGUUCGCACUACGACCAUUAUUACUUGGAAUACGAUUACUAUGACAUCAAUAACAUCGAUCCAAACACGUUCGAAGUCGAUCAAGGUAUGAAAUGCAGUGCUUUUCCGGGACCCGGAGAUCGUCACAUUUACACCUUUAACCCGAUGAAGGAGUUCAUCCAUCCGGCGACAACCACGCACGUCGAUUUUGAGUACAAGAAAUUUGUGAACAAGCAUGGUAAACAAUACAGCAACAUGGAACACUUCAAACGCAAGGAAGUCUUCAGGCAGAACAUCAGAUAUAUCCACGCACACAACAGGCAACGCAAGAGUUUCACUAUGUCCGUGAAUCACUUGGCCGAUCGCACUCCGGUCGAGCUGAAGGCGUUGAGAGGUCGCAUCAAUUCCGGAGGUUACAACGGCGGAGACAAGUUCCCUUAUACCAAUAUCAAAGCCGAUCAAUUACCAACUCAAUUCGAUUGGAGAAUUUACGGAGCUGUGACCCCUGUUAAAGAUCAAUCCGUUUGCGGUUCUUGCUGGUCUUUCGGUACCAUCGGAGCUAUUGAAGGCGCGUAUUUCUUGAAGAAUGGGGGUAACUUGGUUCGUUUGUCUCAGCAAGCUUUGGUUGAUUGCUCUUGGGGAUACGGAAAUAAUGGUUGCGAUGGUGGUGAAGACUUCCGCGCUUACCAAUGGAUGCUUAAACACGGAGGUGUUCCAACCGAAGAAGAAUAUGGACCUUACUUGGGACAAGAUGGUUAUUGCCACGUCAACAAUGUCACUUUGACUGCUAAGAUCACCGGUUACGUUAACGUUACUUCCGGCGAUGAAAACGCUUUGAAGCUGGCUUUGCUCAAGCACGGACCAAUCAGCGUUGCCAUUGACGCCAGUCCACGUUCCUUCAGCUUCUAUUCGAACGGUGUUUAUUACGAACCCAAAUGCGGAAACAAAUUGGACGAAUUGGAUCACGCCGUUCUCGCUGUUGGAUACGGUAGCAUCAAUGGUAAAGACUAUUGGUUGGUUAAGAACAGUUGGUCCAAUUAUUGGGGCAACGAUGGCUACAUUUUGAUGUCGGCCGAGAACAACAAUUGCGGCGUCAUGACUACGCCUACUUACGUGACUAUGUAGGAAGAACUAAAUAAGUUUACAAUAUUAGUGAUUUUAACGAAAGCAAUAUAAUAUAAAUAACAAAUAUUUCUACAACUAAUAC
Messenger RNA from Nicrophorus vespilloides, 1841 nucleotides. It is a transcript of the gene CtsK1, whose product is annotated as digestive cysteine proteinase 1. NCBI's taxonomy places the organism in Eukaryota, Metazoa, Arthropoda, Insecta, Coleoptera, Silphidae. Gene Ontology annotation, biological process: immune response. The record is from RefSeq and is a predicted model, not a curated record. Gene Ontology annotation, cellular component: lysosome. The coding region runs from base 98 to 1759 and encodes 553 amino acids. Gene Ontology annotation, molecular function: cysteine-type endopeptidase activity. The transcript is spliced from 10 exons.